CGCCCGCAGCCCGCCAGCGCCAUGGAGGCCGAGGAGGGGCCCGAGUGUGGCCAGCCAGACUUCGUGCUUCUGGAGCAGGUGACACUGGAAGACUUCAUGAAGAACCUCCGAGCCAGGUUUGAGAAGGGCCACAUCUACACCUACAUCGGUGAGGUGCUGGUGUCCGUGAACCCCUAUGAGGAGCUGCCCCUGUACGGAGCUGAAGCCAUCGCCCGGUACCAGGGCCGCGAGCUGUACGAGCGGCCGCCCCACCUCUACGCGGUGGCCAAUGCUGCUUACCGUGCCAUGAAGCAGCGGGCCAGGGACACCUGCAUCGUCAUCUCAGGGGAGAGCGGGGCAGGGAAGACCGAGGCCAGCAAGCACAUCAUGCAGUACAUCGCUGCCGUCACCAACCCCAGCCAGAGGGACGAGGUGGAGAGGGUCAAGGAGGUGCUGCUCAAGUCUACCUGCGUGCUGGAGGCCUUCGGCAAUGCACGCACCAACCGCAACCACAACUCCAGCCGCUUCGGCAAGUACAUGGACAUCAACUUCGACUUCAAAGGGGACCCCAUCGGCGGGCACAUUCACAGCUACCUGCUGGAGAAGUCCCGGGUCCUCAAGCAGCACGUGGGGGAGAGGAACUUCCACGCCUUCUACCAGAUGCUGAGAGGGUGUGAGGACGAGGAGCUGCGAACGCUUCACCUGCAGAGAAACCCUGCGCUGUACAACUUCACCCGCCAGGGAGCAGGGCUCAGUGUCUUGGACACGGAUGAGAGGAACCACCAACAGGCGGUUGAAGAGGCCAUGCGGGUCAUUGGGUUCAGUACAGAGGAGGUGUGCUCUGUACGCCGGGUCCUGGCCGCCAUACUGCACCUGGGAAACAUCGAGUUUGUGGAGACGGCAGAGGAUGAGUCAGAGCAGGGGCAUGUGGCGGUGGUGGCAGAGGAGCUGGUGGAUCACGUGGCUGAGCUGACCGCCACGCCCCGGGACAUGCUGUUGCGCUGUCUGCUGUCCCGCACUGUGGCCUCGGGAGGCCGGGAGCUCAUUGAGAAGGGCCACACGUCGGCAGAGGCCAGCUACGCCCGCGAUGCCUGUGCCAAGGCCGUCUACCAGAGGCUCUUUGAGUGGGUUGUGGCUCGCAUCAACAGUGUCAUGGAGACACGGGACCGGGACCCCAGGCGCCACGGGAAGGACACGGUUAUUGGUGUGCUGGACAUCUACGGCUUCGAGGUGCUCCCAGUCAACAGCUUCGAGCAGCUCUGCAUCAACUACUGCAACGAGAAGCUGCAGCAGCUUUUCAUCCAGCUCAUCCUGAAGCAGGAGCAGGAGGAGUAUGAGCGGGAGGGCAUCGCCUGGCAGGCGGUGGAGUACUUCAACAACGCGGCCAUCGUGGAGCUGGUGGAGCGGCCGCACCGCGGCAUCCUGGCCGUUCUGGAGGAGGCCUGCUGCACGGCGGGCACUGUCACCGAUCGCCUCUUCCUGCAGACGCUGGACACGCACCACCGCCACCACCCGCACUACACCAGCCGCCAGCUGUGCCCCACCGACAAGACCAUGGAGUUCGGCCGGGAUUUCCGCAUCAAGCACUACGCGGGGGACGUCACGUACUCAGUGGAGGGCUUCAUCGACAAGAACAGAGAUUCCCUCUUUCAGGACUUCAAGCGGCUCCUAUACAACAGCACGGACCCCAUCAUGCGGGCCAUGUGGCCGGACGGGCAACAGGACAUCACUGAGGUGACCAGGAGGCCCCUGACAGCAGGCACGCUCUUCAAGAACUCCAUGGUGGCUCUGGUGGAGAACUUGGCCUCCAAGGAGCCCUUCUAUGUUCGCUGUAUCAAGCCCAACGAAGACAAGGUGGCCCGGAGGCUGGAUGAGAGUCACUGCUGCCACCAGGUCACGUACCUGGGGCUGUUGGAGAAUGUGAGGGUCCGCAGGGCUGGCUUUGCCUCCCGCCAGCCCUACUCCCGCUUUCUGCUCAGGUACAAGAUGACUUGUGAGUACACGUGGCCCAAUCACCUGCUGGGUUCUGACCGGGCAGCCGUGAGCGCCCUCCUGGAGCAGCACGGGCUGCAGGACGACGUGGCCUUCGGCCACAGCAAGCUGUUCAUCCGCUCGCCCCGAACAUUGGUCACGCUGGAGCAGAGCAGAGCCCGCCUCAUCCCCAUCAUCGUGCUGCUGCUGCAGAAGGCAUGGCGGGGCACCCUGGCGCGGUGGCGCUGCCGGCGGCUCAGGGCCAUCUACACCAUCAUGCGCUGCUUCCGGAGGCACAAGGUGCGCGCCCACCUGGCCAGGCUACAGCAGCAGUUCCAGGCCGUGCGGCAGCCCCCAUUGUAUGGGCGGGACAUGGUCUGGCCCCAGCCCCCCACCGUGCUGCAGCCUUUCCAGGACUCCUGCCAGGUGCUCUUCUGCAGGUGGCGGGCGUGGCAGCUGAUAAAGAACAUCCCCCCUUCUGAUGUGGCCCAGAUCAAAGCCAAGGUUGCGGCCAUGGGCGCCCUGCAGGGGCUGCGGCCGGACUGGGGCUGCCUGCGGGCCUGGAGCCAGGACUACUUGUCUUCAGCCACAGACAAUCCUGCGGCCUCAGAUCUGUUUGCUCAGCAGCUGCGGAGCCUGAGGGAGAAGGAUGGCUUCAGCAUGGUUCUCUUCUCCUGCCACGUCCGGAAGGUGAACCGCUUCAACAAGCGCCGGGACCGGGCGCUGCUGCUCACCGACCGGCACCUGUACAAGCUGGAGCCCGGCCGGCAGUACCGAGUGAUGCGGGCACUGCCCCUGGAUGAGGUGACCGGACUGAGCGUAACCAGCGGGCGGGACCAGCUGGUGGUGCUGCACACACGGGGCCACGACGACCUGGUGGUGUGUCUGCACCGGGCGCAGCCCCCGCAGGACAACCGCGUGGGAGAGCUGGUGGGCGUGCUGGCCGCACACUGCCAGGGGCAGGGCCGCCCGCUGGCCGUGCGCGUGUCCGACUGCAUCCCCCUGAGCCAGCGCGGGACGCGGCGCCUGGUCUCGGUGGAGCGCGGCCCAGAGCAGGCCCAGCCUGAUUUCCGCUGCGGCCGCGGGGCCUUCACCCUGCUCUGGCCGGGCCCCUGA
Molecule: messenger RNA, 3066 nt
Organism: Sorex araneus (European shrew)
Lineage: Eukaryota; Metazoa; Chordata; Mammalia; Eulipotyphla; Soricidae
Gene: MYO1G
Product: myosin IG
Exons: 22
Coding region: 22-3066 (1014 amino acids)
Biological process (GO): actin filament organization; vesicle transport along actin filament
Cellular component (GO): cytoplasm; actin cytoskeleton; plasma membrane
Molecular function (GO): actin filament binding; ATP binding; microfilament motor activity
Source: RefSeq, a predicted model, not a curated record